GGCAAGAGGAAACCCGAAACUGCUCUGCUCAACCAGCUUCACCUUCUCUCCCUUUUCUUUCCCUCCAUUUUCUCACACACCCAUUGGACGUGUGCGUGCUCAAGAUAAAGAAUGGCAGCAGCAUCCACGAAGCUCAGACUCUGCGAAACGCUUCUUCUUGGCUUCCUCCUCAUUGGCUCCUGCUUGAAUGGAGUCAAAGCAAAAGAGGAGGACGUGGUUACCGCCACACCCACACCGAUGUUAGAAACUAAUCCAGACACAAUUCCAACUCCUGAGUCUGAAGAGGCACAAGACCAAAUCUUGGUUUUCCCUGCAGUAAAUUCCACCGAGCUGACAGGGCUGCCAGACGCAACAACAGUAGCUGUCGUCGAGAUUGCGGAUGGGAACGGAGAACAAGCUCUAGAGGACACCCCAGACCAGUUUGUGGUUGAGGUGCAAACUGUCGGGCCAGAGUCAUUGAAGCCAGAAACACCUGCACCUGAACCGGCCCGUGGAGACGGACCCAACAACAAACCAAGGCCGGAGCCCAAAGUUCAUGUGGUCUGUGUCAGCAAAGAAGCAGUGGAGAAUAAAAAUGCUGUCAAUCUGAAACUCAAGGCCCCAUCCAACUGCGAAGACACAAAGAUGAAGCUCGAGAGUGUUCUACCUAAGCUGUGUGGUGAAGACUGCAAACUGGACAUCUACCAGGACGACAACUCAGACCAAAUCCUGGUUGCUGGUCAGUACGUUGAAGAAGACGUUGCUGGCAUGGCCGACAAGUUCAACGACGUCAACAUUAAAGAUGAGACUAACGUGGAGGAGGCUUCUCCUCGGUGGGGGAAGAACUCAAAGUUGGUCCUGGUGUCACUGCUGUUGGCUGGUUUACUGCUGGCAGCUCUGCUGGUGGCUGGCUAUUAUCUCAAGACCCACCGCAAAAACUCUAAAGGGGUCAGACUGGCUGAAUCCUUCCAGGUGGAUGAGGAGAACCAGGCCAACACCCUCGUCUCGGUGGCCCCUCUGCCUCAGGAGCCCGUCGACAAGCCCACUGUCAACGGAGAGUCUCCGCCAGAGAACGGAAGCAGCCCCGCCCCCACCACCAACGGACACUCUGCCGCGGCCACCCCAGUGGCUGACACCGAGAUGUGAAUACCGACACCCACCGCCUGUCCCACAUAUCACCCCAACAAGCCCCUCAAUCGACAAAAAAACCUCUUUCACCUCCUGUCUUCCUCACCUCCAGAACAAAAAGAGUGACGCUGACAGUACUGCCUUUAAUGUGAAAUUUGGGGGAUGCCAGGCUAGUUCCAAGACCAGCUGUGUUUCGCCUUUGGCUUAUGUUUGGGCCAAGUCUUUACUUUGAGGAUUUAAGAUUUUCUUUCCGACCUUGCGUUUUUCAUGAAUCUAUCACAUGACUUCUCUUUGGGCACAGCAACAACUCCAUGCGCUAGUUGCCCCGGGCCACGGACGCCAAACUAACUACUUGUAUUUGCACAAUUAGCAGCAGCAAUUCAAAAUCUGUUACAUGGUGAUUGUGUCAUUUACAUUGGUUUGUCGCAGGAAUGUGGUCUUGAAUAUGGUUGACAUUUAACUUUUUUUUCAAUGAGAUGCUCUGUGUGGGGCAUUUUUUCUUCAUUGGAACAGAAGAUAAAAAUACUGUCCUGAUUGACGACAAUAAAACCUCAAUAGUAAACAUGAUUUCUUGCUCACUCAAGGCAGUGUUUAAAGACAUCACCACUUUUAUCACCACUUUGACAAUUAAAAAAAAUGUGUUUAACUGAAUCAAUUUGUUACCAACUAUAAACAGACCUGGUUUAUUCUUCCAUUGUAGCCAUUAGCAGGGAAUCGUGGGCAACUUAAAGCAACACCUUCACUGGUCAAAAAACUAUUUUGCACCAUCAACCACAAACUGCCCUGUUUCACUUUUAAAUGAAAGGGACGUCACCAAAGCUAGCCUGUCUUCAUUUCAGCUGGAAAUUGCCAAAAUGACGACUGAUUCCUGUUGACUUCAAGGAAAAAUGCUUAAUUUGACUUUUGGUUUUUUGAAAAAAAAAAAAAAAACAGGAUUUGUUUUGUAGCAUUUGCCUUAAGCCAAAUCACUGUCUCACAAAAAACAACUAUUUUGACAUGAAUCCUGUUUUUACACAGAAAAUCCUCUUCUCGUGGCUGUUCAAACCAAAGAAGCUGUUGAGCCCUAAGAACCUUUAAUAAUUGGAUGCCAACCUCGUGCUUUGCUUUUGUUGGUAAAUACUAAACAUUGCUCCAAUUGUAAAUGCAGACAGAACAGUGUUACCCCCUUGAACACUAGGAUUUGAAACUAGCUCAUUUUUUAGGCGAUUUACUGUACAGUUGUUUGAUUAAUACGCUUUCUUAUUGCUAGAAAUGUUUUCAAAAUGAUGGGCUGUGAGUGCAACAAGUCUUUGUGAGAGUAGUUUAGAAAUAGAAAACGAAAAUCACUGCUGUGACAAUUUUCACCUUUAUUUUUGUAUUUCUGCAUCAGUGGUACGUUUUUGUAGCUUUUUUCUUUGAAUGACAGCUUUCAUAAUGUACGAAUUGUGUAAAUAACUCUCUCCGUAGACCUUGUGCCUGACUGAUAAA
Molecule: messenger RNA, 2574 nt
Organism: Synchiropus splendidus (mandarinfish)
Lineage: Eukaryota; Metazoa; Chordata; Actinopteri; Syngnathiformes; Callionymidae
Product: hematopoietic progenitor cell antigen CD34
Exons: 8
Coding region: 112-1125 (337 amino acids)
Biological process (GO): cell adhesion
Cellular component (GO): membrane
Source: RefSeq, a predicted model, not a curated record